AGACUGUAGUGGGCGAGCGUCGUCACUUCACAGUCAUAACGAAACAUUAAUAACCGUAGAAGAAGACCCACUGUCCGCCAGUGCUUUCCUGUCUUCCACUCUGCGGCUCUUUUCGCUUCUGCAAGUGGGUGGGCGCGCAUUCGCUACGACCAAGAAAAGACCCAGACAAAUACUCGCCAAGAGGACCGAGUCCUCUUUCCUUGAAGCGUUUUUAAAAAUAAUUUCCAAAGCGAUGGUAACCUACGAAUAAGACCAACUUGAACGCAGCUUCUUUAUCCAUGACACCACUGGAGCACUGGACAGAAUGGUAACCCUGUGGAUAUUUUUCUUGUGUCUUAUUGGAGGAAGUUGGACUGAAAGAUCCAGUUCGUCUCCUACCGACACUGCUGAUAAUGGUAUAUCAGAUUUCUGUCGUAUCGAUGGCCUUCUGUGCCGCGACGAGAACCCUGUUCUCAGUUUUGAGGCCAUCCGCAGCAUCCACAAGCAGAUGGACGAUGACAAAAACGGCAAUGUGGACGUGGUCGAGACAGACGGGUUCUUAAGAGAGGAUCUGAACUACCAUGACCCCAAGGCCAAGCACAACAGCUUCCAUGGGGAUGACCAAUUCAUUAGCGUGGAAGAUCUGUGGAACGCCUGGAAGGGCUCUGAAGUGUAUAACUGGACAGUGGACGAGGUAGUGGAAUGGCUCAUCACUUAUGUGGAGCUGCCGCAGUACGUGGAGGCCUUCCGUAAGAUGAGCUUUAACGGUAGCUCCAUGCCCAGGCUGGCUGUGAAGAACACAACUCUGACACACGCCAUCCUCAAGAUUCUGGACCGCAGCCACGUUCAAAAGCUGCAACUCAAAUCUCUGGACACCGUCCUGUUCGGAGCACCCCUCAUGAACAGACACAACCAUCUGAAGGACUUCAUGUUGGUGGUGUCCAUUGUCAUCGGAAUGGGCGGUUGCUGGUUCGCUUACAUCCAGAACCGCUACUCCAAGGAUCACAUGAAGAAGAUGAUGAAGGAUCUGGAGGGCCUGCAGAAGGCCGAACAAAGUCUUCAUGACCUGCAACAAAAGCUCCAGAUCGCACAGGAGGAGCAUCGCUCGGUGGAGGUGGAGAAGGUCAACCUUGAGCAGAAGCUCAGGGAUGAGAUCAGCACAGCAAAGCAGGAAGCCCAACGGCUAAAGGAGCUGCGUGAGGGCACCGAGAACGAACUCAGUCGACAGAAGUACGCCGAAGAGGAGCUUGAGCAGGUACGCAUGGCGCUUAAGAAAGCCGAGAAGGAGCUGGAGUCGCGAAGCUGCUGGGCCCCUCCAGAAUCGCUCCAGAAGUGGCUGCAGCUCACUCACGAGGUGGAAGUGCAGUAUUACAACAUCAAGAAGCAGAAUGCUGAACGGCAGCUCCUGGUUGCUAAAGAAGGGGCUGAAAAGAUCAAGAAAAAGAGGAACACUCUCUUUGGGACAUUCCACGUAGCACACAGCUCGUCCCUGGAUGAUGUGGACCACAAAAUUUUAGCAGCAAAACAAGCACUAGGCGAGGUGACGGCCGCCCUGCGCGAGCGUCUCCACCGCUGGCAGCAGAUCGAACUGCUCACCGGCUUCACAGUGGUCAACAACCCUGGCCUACCGUCGCUGGCGUCGGCCCUCAACCUGGACACCAGCUUCUUAGGGGGCCGCGCCACGCCGCAGCACUUUAUUGUGUCGGACGACUUGGACGACCUGGACGAGGACAUCUUGCCCGCCGUGCUGCAAUAUGGCAAACGGCUGUUGGAGCGACGAGCCAGUGACCUGUGGUCCGGCGGCUCGGAUUGUCAACCCGUAUGGAAAAAUCUCGCUCCCAGCAUGAUGUCCCUGCGCCAACGCCACAUUGAUCCGCACCUGGCUUUGAGCUCGCAGAGGUUGGUAGAGGGUUCCCAGCUGGAGGGUCAGCAGGGGGAGGGAUCUUCGCAUUCAGGUCCCCGGCCUAGGACGGCUUUCCGAGAGUCCCGCAGCCAGUCUUUCGGGCACCUCGAGAAUUUGUGUCUGCCCCCGCUGUCUUCUGCUGUUUCCCAUCCCGCCAUCAUCUGUAGCUCGGGCUCCAAUCUGCAUUCCUCUUCUUCUGUUGGCCCUCAUUCCUCCCACGUUUAUCACCCAUCUUUUCAGCCUUUGGACCCAAUUCCAGACCUCACCUUCUCCGAUGUCUCCGAAGCACAAUCGGCGCGUAGAGACAGCUUUGGGGACCUAAAUCGGUCGGACUCCGACUCGUCGCUCUCCCUGUCGCAAGUGAGCGACAGGCUGUCUGUGUUUGGCUCUAAAGGCCUCCUGAUGAAGCCCACCUCCCUGCUGCACAGCUUUCCCAACGGGAGCAACAGGGUCCAUGAAUGCAGCGCGGGUGAGUACUUGCCCGACAGCCCCAUCCUCAUGAAGAAGGUUCAGCAACAGGAGGUGGCGGCAGAGGCCCACAGCCCCACCGAGUCUACCCGCUCCCUCAGCUCCACCGAGCCGGAGACCCCCUCGCCCACCUGGGUAGCGGGGGCCAAGGGAAACUCCCGCAUCCCGCAGCUGUCAGCCAAGAAGAGCCCGCUAGAGGAGGACAGCGCCUCCACGGGCGAGGACACUGAUUCCACAGCCAGCCGCAAGAAACACACUUUCAAGAUUUUUAAGAAGCAGAAGAAAUGAGGGCUAUGUCUCCUUUUGGGGUUCUUUAAUUGUCCCGUUGCAACUUGACAUUUUGUGAGGUUUCAAAACUUUUGGACUUGGGGAGCAAGCAGCGCUGCUUAUAUUAUUAACAAAAAGGUACGGUAAUUUUCGGACUAUAAGCCGCUAAUUGAGAGGCGCUGUGCAAACUGACCCACAUGCACAGGAGCAUCAAAACAAAUGCUGGCUCAAUGGCAUUCUAGGGUGAUCAUUUCCAAAAAGAGGAUACAAAUAACAGACAUAAAUAAUCCCCCUUUAGUCUUAUAUUCAAAGUUUAUAUGGAUUCAUAGGCAUGUGCGUGCAUGACGCACACAUAUACGGACAAUUUGCCUCGACUCUCGGCCGUGUAAGCAAUCUUGAAAUAUUGCGCAUUUGGAGCACAAAUAACCCCCCAUUUUCAUUUUUUUAAAAAUGACUUGUCAAGCUCACCUCUUCCUUAAAAGCCGCACUCAAGCUAGGUGCUAACGGUAAUGCACAGCACCAUCGCUAACGUAGCGCCCUGCCUCUCACUUUUUGCUGAUGUAAUUGCCGCAUGAAUUCCUAGAUCAAAUUUGAAAUGGUCCACUUUUAUGCGACUUGUCCUGUUCAGAAAGUCAAGUUAAUGCCUGACUCGAGUCAAAAAAACACAAAAAAAUCGGAUUUGUGCAUUCAGACCUAGCCAAAGUGUCAUCCGGCAAAAAAUGUCACCAACUCCAUUUAGGUCCAGCUCGGAUCUUUUACAUCCGUUCAAAAGUGAUGUAAUUUGCUUGAUGAAACUAAAUGACAUCUGUCAUAAGCAUUAAUUAAUGCUCAUGACAGUGCCAUCCAUUCAUCAUCUUCUGCUGCUCCCGCGUCGGGUCGCGGGAGCAGCAGCUUUAACAGGGAAGCCCACACUUCCCUCUCCCCAGCCACUUCAACCAGCUCCUCCAGCGGGAUCCCAAGGUGUUCCCAGGUCAGCCGAGAGACACGGUCAGACCCGGUCUCUCCAGCGUGCUCUGGGUCGUCCCCGGGGCCUCCCGCCGGUGGGACAUGCCCGGAAAACCUCUCCGGGGAGGUGUCCAGGAGGCAUCCGAACCAGAUGCCUGAGCCACCUCAGCUGGCUCCUCUCAACGCAGAGGAGUAGCGGCUCGACGUAGAGUCCCUCCCGGAUGACCGAGCUUCUCACCCUAAAUCUUAAGGGAGAGCCCGGACAUCCGGCGGAGGAAACUCAUCCGCUUGUAUCCAGGAUCUUGUUCUUUCGGUCACGACCCACAGCUCGUGACCGAGGUGAGGGUGGGAAAGUAGAAUUGACUGGUAAAUUGAGAGCUUUGCCUUUCGACUCAGCUCCUUCUUCACCACUACGAACUGUUGCAGUGUAAUGUAGAUGCUGCACUUAUCCGCCUGUCGACCUCCCUCUCCCACCUACCCUCACUCGUGAACAAAACCCCAAGAUAUUUGAACUCCUCCACUUGGGGCAGGAUCUCAUCCCCGACCCAAAGAGGGCACUCCACCCUUUUCCGACUGAGGACCAUGGUAUCGGAUUUGGAGGUGCUGAUCUUCAUCCCGACCGCUUCACACUCUGCUGCGAACCCCUCCAGUGAGAGUUGGAGGUCACGGCUUGAUGAAGCCAACAGCACCGCAUCUUCUGCAAAAAGCAAAGAUGCAAUGCUGAGGUCACCAAACCCCUCAAGGCUUUGGCUGCGCCUAGAAAUUCUGUCCAUAAAAAUUAUGAACAGAAUCUGUGACAAAGGGCAGUCUUGGCGGAGUCCAACCCUCACUGGAAACCAAUUCGACUUCCUGCCGGCAAAAUAGACCAAACUCUUGGCACCGGUCGUACAGGGUCCAAACAGCCCUUACCAAGGAGCUACUGUAGGUACCCCUUACUCCCGGAGCAUCCCCCACAGGACUCCCCGGGGCACACGGUCGAACGCCUUCUCCAGAUCCACAAAACACAUGUAGACUGGUUGGGCGAACUCCCAUGCACCCUCGAGGACCCUGCCGAGGGUGUAGAGCUGGUCCGCUGUUCCACGGCCGGGACGAAAACCAUACUGCUCCUCUUGAAUCCAAGAUUCGACCCUCGUCUCCAGCACCCCUGAAUAGACUUUACCGGGGAGGCUGAGGAGUGUGAUCCCUCUAUAAUUGGAACACACCCUCCGGUCCCCCUUUUUGAAAAGGGGGACCACCAGCUCGGUCUGCCAAUCCAGAGGCACGGUCCACGAUGUCCAAUCGAUGUUGUAGAGGCGUGUCAGCCAUGACAGCCCCACAACAUCCAGAGGCUUUUGGAACUCCGGGUGGAUCUCAUCUACCCCCGGGGCCUUCCCACCGAGGAACUUUCCAACCACCUCAGUGACUUCAACCCCAGAGAUCGGAGAGCCCACCUCGAAGUCCCCAGAUCCUCCUUCCUCAAAGGAAGGCGUGUCAGUAUAAUUAGGAGGUCUUUGAAGUAUUCGCCCCACCGACUCACGACAUCCCGAGUCGAGGUCAGCAGUACCCUAUCUUCACUAUACACAGUGUUGAUGGUGAGACUGUUUUCCUCUCCUCAGACGCCGGAUGGUGGACCAGAAUUUCCUCGAAGCCGUCCUGAAGUCAUUUUCCAUGGCCUCGCCAAACUCCUCCCAUGUCAGAGUUUUUGCCUCAGCGACUGGGACAGUCACAGUGUCAUGUCAUAAUUAUAAGAACGUCAUGAGAGUCUUAUGAUGCUGCUGUCAAAUAAAGUAUUACCGGUUAAUAUUUUCUGAUGUAAAUAUCCAUAAUACAAUGAGGACAGCUGCGGUUUAUAGUCCGGUGCGGCUUAUCUAUGAACAAAUGCUGUUUUCGUGCCUAAUUUGGUGGGUGGCGGCUUAUAGUCAGGUACGCCUUAUGGUCUGAAAAUUACGGUAGCCAUAUACAGUGGGGCAAAUAAGUAUUUAGUCAACCACUAAUUGUGCAAGUUCUCCCACUUGACAAUUUUAGAGAGGCCUGUAAUUGUCAACAUGGGUAAACCUCAACCAUGAGAGACAGAACGUGGAAAAAAAACAGAAAAUCACAUCGUUUCAUUUUUAAAUAUUUUAUUUGCAAAUCAUGGUGGAAAAUAAGCAUUUGGUCAAUACCAAAAUUUCAUCUCAAUACUUUCUUUUGUACCCUUUCUUGGCAAUAACUGAGGCCAAACGUUUUCUGUAACUCUUCACAAGCUUUUCACACACUUUUGCUGGUAUUUUGGCCCAUUCCUCCAUGCAGAUCUCCUCUAGAGCAGUGAUGUUUUGGGCUGUCGUUGGGCAACACGGACUUUCAACUCCCUCCACAGAUUUUCUAUGGGGUUGAGAUCUGGAGACUGGCUAGGCCACUCCAGGACCUUGAAAUGCUUCUUACGAAGCCACUCCUUUGUUGCCCUGGCUGUGUGUUUGGGAUCAUUGUCAUGCUGAAAGACCCAGCCACGUCUCAUCUUCAAUGCCUUUGCUGACGGAAGGAGAUUUUCACUCAAAAUCUCUCGAUACAUGGCCCCAUUCAUUCUUUCCUUUGCACAGAUCAGUCGUCCUGGUCCCUUUGCAGAAAAACAGCCCCAAAGCAUGAUGUUUCCACCCCCAUGCUUCACAGUGGGUAUGGUGUUCUUCAGAUGCAAUUCAGUAUUCUUUCUCCUCCAAACAUGAGAACCUGUGUUUCUACCAAAAAGUUCUAUUCUGGUUUCAUCUGACCAUAACCCAUUCUCCCAGUCCUCUUCUGGAUCAUCCAAAUGCUAUCUAGCGAACCGCAGAUGGGCCUGGACGUGUACUGGCUUCUGCAGGGUGACACGUCUGGCAGUGCAGGAUUUGAGUCCCUGGCGGCGCAUUGUGUUACUGAUAGCUUGCAUGAAGCCCCAGAUCGAGGGAGAUUAUCAGUGGUCUUGUAUGUCUUCCUAUUUCUAAUAAUUGCUCCCACAGUUUAUUUCUUUACACCAAGCGUUUUACCUAUUGCAGAUUGUCUUCCCAGCCUGGUGCAGGUCUACAAUUUUGUCCUUCGAUAGCUCUAGGAGUUUGGAGUGUGACUGACUGAGGUUGUGGACAGGUGUCUUUUAUACCGAUAAUGAGUUAAAACAGGUGCCAUUAAUACAGUUAACGAUUGGAGCCUCGUUAGACCUCGUUAGAAGAAGUUAGACCUUUUUGACAGCCAGAAAUGUUGCUUGUUUGUAGGUGACCAAAUACUUAUUUUCCACUCUAAUUUGGAAAUAAAUUCUUUAAAAAUCAAACAAAGUGAUUUUCUGUUUUUUUUCUCCACAUUGUCUCUCAUGUUUGAGGUUUACCCAUGUUGACAAUUACAGGCCUCUCUAAUCUUUUCAAGUAGGAGAACUUGCACAAUUGGUGGUUGACUAAAUACUUAUUUGCCCCACUGUAUGUUCUUUUGGGUGAAAUUCCAGGAUAGAACUUGACUCAGUGGCUGGUUCAAUUGGAUUGGACUUUAUUGCUGUCAAUGGCAGCCAAUUAAUUAAAGGCAAUACAAACUCUACUAAAUAAAAGUAUCGGAAUUUUUGAACGCCUGAAGGAAAUUUGGUGGAAACAUUGCUUGUUGAAGAAAAAGUAAUUUUUUCAUCCACUACCAAAAUCAAGUGUGAGUAAAACGCUAAAAUAACGACUCAAACUCAAUUGAGAUGUGUAUUUGUUAUAAUGCCAACGGGAAAUUGGCUCAAUUGGACUGUUCAAUUGCAAAUAUGGUCAUAAAAUUAGCAAAGAAAGUGUUUACAAACCACACAAUGACCUUUGACACAGAGUCCCAUUCUGAAAGCCCUGCCAAUGACUGUGGUACACGACAAAACAAUUUUAACUGGGAAGUAGCUCAAAGUAUUUUUUUUUUUUUUGUUUGUUUGUUUUUUUCUAAACAGAUGUUUAUAAAAUGUCUUGCAUGAUAUACUGAAGCGUUUACAGUUGAAAGUGCAUCAAAAGUUUACAUACGGUUCGACUGUAAAGGUGACAUUGUACUCCACUCAUUGUGUAGGCUCAUCCUGGAAUUUUACCAAAAAAAAAAAAACUUAAUAUUCCUCUCUUUUUGUGAGCAGUACCAGUGGUUGGGGGGUGCAAUGUAAAGAAUUAUUUAUUCUAUGCCAGUCUCCAAGGGAAACAACCGUGUUUUUCUGUGCAUGCCUUUUGGUUAAAUGCUGACAUUAUUUAUUUAACUCAAUGACUAGGCCUCACUUGGUCAGGAUUUUUUUUUUUUUUUUUGCUUAAGACGACCAUGUGACACAGACGACACAGUCCAAUGUUAAAAGUGUAUUUGGCUGUAGUUUUUUUUUUGUGUGUGUCUCCUGUUUAUUUUGAAUAGAUGUGGUGUCACCGGAGAAAAACUGUUACCCAAAAAUAUCAUGUUAGAGUCCAAGACACAGAAAAACAUGUUUUUGACCAAUAUUUACUGUCAAUAUGAGCAAGUUCAGUACAAUUAAAAAUGAAGGCCCUCUCAGAAAAGUCCCAAAUGAGCCAUAAGGAGUAUGUUAAAUUUGUUAUUGUUAGCCUCAGCAAUCCAAGGCAGCAUUAAAGGGGAAGUUCAGAAUUUUUUACAUCAGGCUUAAUCUUCGAGUUAGCGAGGGUUUAAUUAAUCUGUGGAGUUUAUUUCAACAAAUGCCGUGUCGUUUAUUAGUUAUUUUUUCGUUUUGGGGCUCCGGAGUGGCUAAGUUAGCGCGGGUCAAUCGGGCAGACUUAGCAUGCCAAUAAAAAACAAAUGCAAUCAAUAGUGUUGGCUAUGUUUUCAGGAUAAAGUUAUUACAAUUUACCAUUGCGUGUUAAUAAUUGCAGUAUGGACAGCAAGAUUUGUAAUCCAGAACCUCUGCAAAGGAGCAGGGCGGCGUAAUAUCGCAUCGUUUUUUUUUCCACCGCUGAUUUUUUUAAUGCCGUAGCCAGCAGCAAGUAACCGGUUUAUAUUGUUUCUCAUUCUUCAUAGAGAAUAUUUGGAAACUUUCCUUUGCCCAUUUCUUGUGAUUCCACAGCCUCUGGAUGCACAUUUUACCAUGUUGCCGGGGGUCAAUUAACUCAGCAGAUCGAGGCUGCAUUCAAGGAAAGUGGGAAGUCAAGAGUUUCCAACCUCGGAUCUGGAAACGCAUCAUUGGAACGCCUCCAUCCACCAGGCCUGUCAACAGGGACCUGGGGACAAGAGACCAUUAUAGGCAUAAGCGGAUUUUAAGGGGGGGGGGAGGCCCCCCUGGUGGCCGAAAAGCGUCAUUGCAUGUAAUUGACUUUCACACAUCAUGUGACUUUGCAUAUAAUUU
Molecule: messenger RNA, 8819 nt
Organism: Corythoichthys intestinalis (scribbled pipefish)
Lineage: Eukaryota; Metazoa; Chordata; Actinopteri; Syngnathiformes; Syngnathidae
Product: stromal interaction molecule 1-like
Exons: 14
Coding region: 305-2638 (777 amino acids)
Biological process (GO): activation of store-operated calcium channel activity; intracellular calcium ion homeostasis; store-operated calcium entry
Cellular component (GO): endoplasmic reticulum; plasma membrane
Molecular function (GO): calcium channel regulator activity; protein binding; calcium ion binding
Source: RefSeq, a predicted model, not a curated record